Molecule: messenger RNA, 6762 nt
Organism: Oncorhynchus mykiss (rainbow trout)
Lineage: Eukaryota; Metazoa; Chordata; Actinopteri; Salmoniformes; Salmonidae
Product: paralemmin-1
Biological process (GO): regulation of cell shape
Cellular component (GO): membrane
Source: RefSeq, a predicted model, not a curated record
CGCGCUGCGAACAAACGAUUCAACAUUGCGGCGUAUGAGCUCAAACGCGGAACAAAAUACAUCCUCAUUAAACAGGGAAUGGUGGGAGAAGCGUUGUGAAAUGUAUAGAAGUUAUUGUGAACGCAUUAACAAAGGCGAAUAAUUAUUUGGGCCAUUGAUUUAAAGGGUUGUGUCUUGUGUGUUGCCAAAUCUGCGGGACGCGCGCGUUGCUCCCCAUCAAAGCCGUCUACAGGGGAGGGACAUAGCACAUUUCUCGACUUCACCUCUCUGAUUGAAGGGGAGGGGGUCCGUAGACCGAAAUUGAUGGUAGUGGGCUACUGAGAAAGACGAGCUACUCCUGUUGAUAAUAAAGGCAAAAUACACAUUUCAGUCGAAUACAGCUGAGUUGGUGAAACGGGCCGGUGGUGAAACAUGGAGAUGUCUGAGGGGCUGUCACAGCAGGAGAGAAUCCAGGCUAUAGCGGAGAAGAGGAAGAGGCAGAUAGAGGUCGAGAACAAAAAGAGGCAGCUGGAAGAUGACAGGAGACAGCUUUCACAUCUCAAGCAAAAGUCCCUGAGGGAAAAAUGGUUGCUAGACGGAGCUGCUGGGUCGGAGCAGGACGAGGCCAAGAAACAGUUGGCGGAGGACGAGACCAAGCUCAAGGGGAUGGAGGAGAGCAUCAUUAGAAUGGAACAGGAACUGGAGGAGCUGGAGACGGGCGUGUCGGUGACCUCCACCAAAGAGAGUCUGACAGAUGCAGCCAAGGUGGAAGAAGCCAAGACUGCCGACAACAAAGCUCCUGCAGGCACUGUUCAAGAGGUCAAGGAAGUGCUCAAAGUGCACAACAGCCCUCGUCUGGACAUGUCCGGAGGUGCAUCAGAUUUAAUGAGAACAGAGGUCAAGGAAGUGCUCAAAGUGCACAACAGCCCUCGUCUGGACAUGUCCGGAGGUGCAUCAGAUAUAAUGAGAACAGCGAUGUACUCAGUAGAGAUCACCGUUGAGAGGGACAAUGUCACGGGCGAGACUAAGGUGUUGUCCACCAACACCCUACUGCCCAUUAACCUCUCUGGGCAAGGGGUCAAGGUGUAUGAGGAUUACCAGAAAGUGGUACACGAGGUGAACGGGGAGAACGGGGUCCACCAGCUCAGCGCCAACGAGGUGGACGAGCUCAUCCUCAAAGCUGAUGAGUCCAUGAUGAGCGACGCCACCACCGCUGGCGCCACCUACACCACCCCUGUCUUCCCCACCAAUGCUGAGUUGGCUGCCGAGCAGCAGACGACACCCAAGAAGGAGAUCACAGGCAUGGAGGCCAAGGCAGGUGGCGCUAGUCCCCAGCCAGGUGGAGGCGAGAUGGAGGCCAGCGCCGAGAACCCCGUCACUAUGGUGUUCAUGGGCUACCAGAGUGUGGAGGACGAGACAGAGACCAACAAGGUGCUGGGCCUGGAGGGUACCGUCAAGGCCCAGCUGGUGGUCAUCGAGGACGGCGAGGGCAAGAAUGUGACGGUUGGGCCCACUCCAGCCACCGUGACCAUCACUGAGGGAGGCGCCAAGGAAGAGCAGUCUCCCCCACCCAACGGCAGCGCCGCUGACCCCGCCAAGACCCCCCAGGAGACAUCCUCCGCAAAGGAGAAAGGGGGUGAGCCAGAGGGGGGUACCACUGAGUUAAACAACAAGGAGAAGCAGCCUUGCAAGUGCUGCACCAUCAUGUGAGCAACUGUUUGUUGUGUGGCUGAAUUCCCCCCGGAACUUGACUUUUCAAGGAGAAAUGACAAACCAACAACCAUAACGUCAUGACAACCAACAAACUCCUCCCCCCCGCCCUGAAAAAAAAGGAAUACAUGUUCUUUAUCUUCUGAUAGCCGGCUGUGGUUUCCCGACUUCGUUUGAAGUAUUUCAUUAUCAUCUCAUCGUCUCCUUUCCUUCUCUUGACCUUUUUUUAUUAUUUCAGGUUUGGUUGUGCGAAAGGAGAGCAAUCCCUACCUCCUCACACUUUGAGAUUUCUGAGGGAGAGAGGAGAUAGAAAAGGAAGGAUAGAAAGAGAGAAAGAAAGAGGAAGGGGUUUGUUUACUCACCCAGCAUUGUCCAACAAGCAUUUUUUUAAAUGACAUCUCUUAUACACCACCAUGAAUUGUGUAAUCUUAACUUUCUGUAUGAUGGACAGAUAUAUCUCUCUAUGUAUCUCUAUAUAUACAUUGUUUAUUUUAAAGAUAUAUUUAUUAGACUUUUUUUUUGAAAAUGCCCUCUGGAAAGUGUUUUUGACAGAAGCAUGGUAUUCAUUGUUUUUUUCUGUCCUGUGCUAGAGCAUUUUAGAUAAAAACAGGGACAUGAUGGAACACUUGGAAUAUUUAUGUUAGAAAAUUCUCUUGGAUUUUGAUUUCCAGAAAAAAGAAAAAAAAAGUAACUUUGGAAUGUCUGAGACAGACACAACACUGAUAUAUGGGAUGUCUGAGACAGACACAACACUGAUAUAUGGGAUGUCUGUGACAGACACAACACUGAUAUAUGGGAUGUCUGUGACAGACACAACACUGAUAUAUGGGAUGUCUGUGACAGACACAACACUGAUAUAUGGGAUGUCUGUGACAGUCACAACACUGAUAUAUGGGAUGUCUGUGACAAACACAACACUUAUAUUUAGAAGUGACAUGCAAUGAGACGUCAGUGAUAUUGAUGACAUCGAAGUACUGUGUGCGUGUGUGUAUGAGCAUGCAUGAGUGUGUGUGUUUUGGUUUAAAAUGACCUCAUUGGUCCUUAUAUCAUCCUACACUACACUACCCACAAUCCCCAUCACCUAUUUUCUUUCUGGAAGAAAAAACAAUCCAUGCAUUUUUUUUGUGAUUUCCCUGCAACCAAAUCAGCUACACUAGUUCGACAACACUAGUAAUGAAUUGAAUAACGUGUGAAGGUCAUUCAUACCGAAGCUUGAGACUGAUGAAAUUAAUGCCCAUCUGUAAGGCUUGAUGUUUGUGUGAUUCGCCCCCACUUAACUACAUUAUCCAGAAUACCACUGCCCCUUUAAUAUAAAUAAUGUUGCUUACAGCUGCCUUUGUGAUAACACUAACUACUUUUCAUUAACUCAUUGACAUAAUCCUGGCUCCUGAUGUUAUGACCUAGCAACUAACAGCUGGGUUUUGAAAUAAUGGUCGGCGUGGACAGGCCCUUCCAAUGUCCCGAAGAUUUUCAGCUGGAUAUUAACUACUGUGGAAUUGGUGCAUGGAGCAUAAUCUGUUGUUUUAAAUGGCAGCGCAUAUCCUACCAAACUGUGUUGCAAAUACCGCAAGAAUUUGCUCCAUUCAGACAUUAAGGAAGAGUGACAUUUGAAUGGGGGUCGGGGGUCAUAUAUUUCCCUCAGAGUGUGUGGGAGAAGAUUCAUUAUAAGAGUACUUGGUUUUCUGUUUUCCUCUUUGAACUCUACUGUCAGGCCUUGGUUUUGUCAUUUGUCAACGAAACCAAAGAAAACCGUUCAAAUAGGCCUACUUUUCAUUGUGUAUCUAUCACAGGAGGUUGGUGGCACCUUAGUUGGAGAGGACGGGCUUGUGGUAAUGCCUGGAGCGGAAUCAGUGGAAUGGUAUCAAAUACACCACACACGUGGUUCCCAUGUGUUUGAUACCAUUGCAUUUGCUCGGUCCCAGACAUUAUUAUGAGCUGUCCUCCACUCUGCAACCUCACUGGUAUCUAUCGACAUGUGAGGCAAAAAGCAGGGAAUUUCAACUUCAACAUUCCAAGAAGUUUUCAGAAUCCUUUCCUACCCUCCUCUGAGUGGUCAAUUUUGCUCCAAAUGUUGUGUUUUUUUUUCAGAGAACAAUAGAUGUUUUUGCAGUAUGGCUACAUUUGAACAGCUGUGUUUAACUUUCCCUUGGCUUGUGUGUGUUUGUUAGCUGCAGCUAUAGCAUUCUUUACAUCUUACUUAUUUCUGCCAUUUUGGAGCCAAAUUUCCAGCUAAGCUGAGGGUCAUGUUAUCAUUGUCCAGUGUAUUUUUCCCAGUUUUGAGUUGAGUCAGUUGAGUUGGAUUAGGUAAACUAGGAGUCAGAUCUUUUCAACCCUACUCACUGACACGCUCAUAUGUAACCGUGGUCCAAGUGUUAUUAUUCACAUCCGAAAUAAAACAAACAUUUUGUUUUCAAAGAUGGUCUGCAUUAUCUUGAAGUGAGUCCAAGAAGUGAGCCAGAGGUUUGCAUCAUGUUUGCCUAUUUCUCUUUUAAUAUUGUUCCAUGUGUAUUUAUACCUUUCCAUUGAUAUUGAUAGAGCUCUAUAUGUUAUUUAAAGGGUUAACGUCUUUGUGAGGGUUCAAAUCAAGAACAUGAUGGAGAAUAGAUUAAAAAUAACCAGGUCUGAUAAGCCUUGUCAAAAUUAUGCUGGAGAAUCCAUUGCACUGCAGAAAGAAACCAAAUGGAACAUCUAUUCAUUUGAAUUUGGGUGACAGGGUAGCCUAGUGGUUAGAGCGUUGGACUAGUAACUGAAAGGUUGCAAGUUCAUAUCCCCGAGCUGACAAGGUACAAAUCUGUCGUUCUGCCCCUGAACAGGCAGUUAACCCACUGUUCCUAUGCUGUUAUUGAAAAUAAGAAUUUGUACUUAACUGACUUGCCUAGUUAAAUAAAGGUAAAAAAAUGAUCAUGUAAAAUAUAUUAUGAAAUAAUAUUCUUUGCCAAUCCCCUUCAAUCCCACUUCCUCAUGCAUCAAAGGGACAGGGCAAUCAUUGAUAGGCCGACACAUCCUCCAAUAUGCUGCUCAGCAAGGAGCAUAAAAAGCUGACACAGUGAAAUGUGCGUUACUCUAUAGGAGUGGUCCCAAGCUUUCUCGGUUAAUGUACUGAAUUUUGUUCUGCCCAGAGUACCCCCUCAUGUGCAUUUUACCAGUAGGCCUAUGGUCGCAUGAGUCUUCUCAAGUAUCCUCUGUGGAUAGGCCAAGUACCUCCAGUGGUCCUAGUACCGGUCCUAUCACUGCUCUAUAGGACAGUCACACUAUCUGUAGUGUUGGUCUAGAAUACUUUCGAUAAAAAAUACUGACUUCGAAUUCGCUUAGGCAUUGCUGACGACCAGUCCUUGUCGAAUAAUAUUCCCACACUGCUGGAUCCAAAUCUAUGCAAGUACUCCCAUUCAUGAAAGCUGCCAACGUUAGCAUCAGCAAAAUCAUCAUAUAGCUAUAGCAUUGAGGACAAGCAGCAGCACUGAUAAGAGUUCAUCAGUACAUCACAAAGGCCAAGCAUUGAACCAUGCCCAUCCUUUCCUUUGCAAAAGAUUAACCUUUUUUAUUUCCUAAAUAUCUGCUUGCUAACAGUUUACGACAUAUGUGUGUGGCUCAGCCUCAGUAGCUGUUAGCAUAGAUUUGGUUUGUCAAUUUCAAUUUGAACGGUGGAAAGAAGAUUUCAUAUGUUGUCACUGCCAACAUGGCAGCACAUCACAUGUUGGGAUGGAUACAUGUGGGUUGUGGGUUUUUGUGGUGCUAAAUCAUUGAUAAUGUUAUAUCUGACAGCCAAAGUUUAGAUAUUAUUUUAGAUAUACAUUUCUGCAGCUUGUGUUUCAAGAAAAUCACUGAUAUUUCUAUUUGCAAUAGGAAAUAGUGUCAGCAAGAGUCAUUUUUCUAGGCACACCUCAACAAGGAAGUGUUUAAUCAGUUCAAUUCCAAGCUUAUUUGAAGCAGCAACUAGGUGUUCUGUUUUUAAAGUUUUUCUUUUAGGAUAACAUGCAACAGUCAUCUCAAAACUGAAAAACAUGAACAGUCAUACAUCUCUUUGUUCUAACACAAACAUACUGUACAAAUGCACUUACUGUAGGGUGGUCAAACUGAAAGCCAUAGUGUUCUUGGUGGAAGAAAUCGUCCAUACCAUUAGAGUCAGAGAGAACAUUGGUGACCAUAACCUAAUCAAAUUUGUCCAUCCACAAUGAAAUAUGGUGACACUUAAGUUAAAAAAGGACUUACAUAACACCUUCAUAACAUUUCUUUAGAGGAAAGAAUUACAUGGCACUUUGAGAGGGACUUGGAAAUCAACAACACAGUGUUUCAUUUUGUCUGUUCUAUUCACACCGUUCAUUUUGCUGCCUUCAACAACUUUGAGCUUCAAGGUUAACGAACAUCAAUGUCAAUGAAGGAUAAUGAAUGCCAAUGAUGUUCUUAUGAAGGGUAAUGAUUGCAUGGACAUCUCCACUAAAGUGCUGAUCCAUCCUACUGAGCAGUGGGUGGAAUUUACUCUUAACCACUGAUGCAGGGUCAGAUUUAAUUUUAUCCCUAAUGGCUAAGGUUAGGAUUGGGAGCUAUGUAAUCUGAUCCUAGAUCUGUGGUGAAGGGUGACUUCUGCCUCAAGCUCGUUUUGAAUACCCAAUACUUCUCCUUCCUCGGUCCCUCUGUCUUGCUGAGCUUGGUGUAGCAGCAGAGGCUUGUCGCCCCUGGCAACUACUGUCUGCACUGCCAGCGCCAUGGUUACCUCAUGACUCUUGCUCUGCAACAGCACCCCCCUGUUGGUUCUUAUCAAUAUUUACAUUAAUUUCUGACUUCUCUCUCUCUACACACCCCCAAUGCCUUGUAGUUUGGCCCCUGGUCAGGCAUCUUUUUUGUAAAUGUGUAUAUAUAAGUAUCUACAUAUAAAUGUCUGUCGCUCUCUCGUCCUCUUGUGUAGACUCCUAGAUCUUUGUGCUCAUGGCAGUCAGUCAGUGAAGGGCCCAGAUAAUAGAGUGGGUGUCAACACACUGCUGCUCUUCUUAUGCUUUGUAGUUGCCAAGGUCUGCUUUCUCACAAACUGGAAAGUGCUGUAGAGGAAACAACAAAUAAAAAUGUGACGUGCUUCAA